This is a messenger RNA of Acomys russatus (golden spiny mouse), 2190 nucleotides long. It is a transcript of the gene Zbtb7a, whose product is annotated as zinc finger and BTB domain containing 7A. The record is from RefSeq and is a predicted model, not a curated record. The transcript is spliced from 3 exons. Bases 261 to 1961 code for a protein of 566 amino acids. Gene Ontology annotation, molecular function: RNA polymerase II cis-regulatory region sequence-specific DNA binding; DNA-binding transcription factor activity, RNA polymerase II-specific; protein binding. Gene Ontology annotation, biological process: regulation of transcription by RNA polymerase II. Lineage: Eukaryota; Metazoa; Chordata; Mammalia; Rodentia; Muridae.
UGGGGGUGCCGGCGCUGCGGCACCUUUAAGACGAGGGAGGACCCCUCUUGCCCUCGGACAAACCAGGAAGGGAGUCGCGAGCAUCAUACGGGGCUUUGCGUACUGUACGGCUACUGUAGGGGCAGUGACGACGACGCCCGCCCGAGCGAGGUCCGCGCCGCGGGCAGCCCCGAUCGCGCGUCCUCCGGGCCCGGGUCCCCGCGAGGUAAGCCGCCCGGGCUGAAGGGGACCCCUCUGCGGGAGAGGUGUUGGCCCGGAAGAUGGCUGGCGGCGUGGACGGCCCCAUCGGGAUCCCGUUCCCGGACCAUAGCAGCGACAUCCUGAGUGGCCUGAAUGAGCAGCGGACGCAGGGGCUGCUGUGCGACGUGGUGAUCCUGGUGGAGGGCCGUGAGUUCCCCACACACCGCUCAGUGCUGGCCGCCUGUAGCCAGUACUUCAAGAAGCUGUUCACGUCGGGCGCCGUUGUGGACCAGCAGAACGUGUACGAGAUCGACUUCGUGAGUGCUGAGGCGCUGACCGCGCUCAUGGACUUCGCCUACACCGCCACGCUCACUGUCAGCACGGCCAACGUGGGCGACAUCCUGAGCGCAGCGCGGCUGCUGGAGAUCCCGGCCGUGAGCCACGUGUGCGCCGACCUGCUGGAGCGCCAGAUCCUGGCGGCCGACGAUGCGGGCGACGCGGCCCAGCCCGACGGGGCGGGCCCCACGGACCAGCGCAACCUGCUGCGUGCCAAGGAGUACCUAGAGUUCUUCCGCAGCAACCCCAUGAACAGCCUGCCUCCCGCCGCCUUCCCGUGGUCCGGCUUCGGGGGCGCGGACGACGACCUGGACGCCACCAAGGAGGCUGUGGCUGCCGCUGUGGCCGCCGUGGCCGCGGGUGACUGCAACGGCUUGGACUUCUACGGCCCGGGGCCUCCUGCCGAGCGGCCCCCAGCAGGCGAUGGGGACGAGGGUGACAGCACCCCAGGGCUAUGGCCCGAGCGGGACGAGGACGCCCCUUCUGGUGGCCUCUUCCCGCCACCUGCCGCCCCACCGCCUGCCACGCAGAAUGGCCACUACGGCCGCGCCGGGGCUGGGGAGGAGGAGGCCGCAGCGCUGUCCGAGGCGGCCCCCGAGCCCGGUGACUCCCCGGGCUUCCUGUCGGGUGCAGCUGAGGGCGAGGAUGGGGACACGGCUGACGUGGACGGGCUUGCGGCCAGCACACUGCUACAGCAGAUGAUGUCGUCGGUGGGCCGGGCAGGGGACAGCGAUGAGGAGUCUCGCGCCGACGACAAGGGCGUCAUGGACUAUUACCUGAAGUACUUCAGCGGUGCCCACGAAGGCGAUGUGUACCCGGCCUGGUCGCAGAAGGGCGAGAAGAAGAUUCGGGCCAAAGCCUUCCAGAAGUGUCCGAUUUGUGAGAAAGUGAUCCAAGGCGCGGGCAAGCUGCCGCGCCACAUCCGCACACACACGGGCGAGAAGCCGUACGAGUGCAACAUCUGCAAGGUUCGCUUCACCAGGCAGGACAAGCUGAAGGUGCACAUGCGGAAGCACACGGGCGAGAAGCCGUACUUGUGCCAGCAGUGCGGCGCUGCCUUCGCGCACAACUACGAUCUGAAGAACCACAUGCGGGUGCACACGGGGCUGCGGCCCUAUCAGUGCGACAGCUGCUGCAAGACCUUCGUGCGCUCCGACCACCUUCACAGACACCUCAAGAAGGACGGCUGCAACGGGGUUCCUUCGCGCCGUGGCCGUAAGCCCCGUGUGCGGGGUGUGCCCCCCGAUGUCCCAGCCGGGGCCGCUGCGCCUCCCGGGCUCCCUGAUGCCCCGCGCAACGGCCAGGAGAAGCACUUUAACGACGAGGAGGACGAGGACGCGGCCAGCCCCGACGGCUCGGGCCGCCUGAAUGUAGCGGGCAGCGGCGGAGACGACGGCACAGGUGGCCCCGUGGUGGCCGCCACCGAGGGUAACUUCGCAACCUGACUCGUAUUCAACACAAAACAAAAACAAACCAAAAACAAAGCGAAACAAAACAAACCUAAAAGUGAGACAGAGAGAGAAACCACCACCCACCCCCAGCACCACAAGCAAGCAGCUCUCUGUCCUGCUGCCCUCCAUCCACCCGCGCGGACGAGUGUGCGUGUAUAUACCAUGGCCGCGGGCGCCUGCCUUUCUCAGAUCCUUAGGACAUGGCCCCACCCGAUCCUGUGUC